Pseudovirgaria hyperparasitica is the source of this 1582-nucleotide messenger RNA. Its product is annotated as DUF1753-domain-containing protein. Lineage: Eukaryota; Fungi; Ascomycota; Dothideomycetes; Acrospermales; Acrospermaceae. Gene Ontology annotation, biological process: inositol phosphoceramide metabolic process. Bases 177 to 1184 code for a protein of 335 amino acids. The record is from RefSeq and is a predicted model, not a curated record. Gene Ontology annotation, molecular function: inositol phosphoceramide synthase regulator activity. The transcript is spliced from 2 exons. Gene Ontology annotation, cellular component: inositol phosphoceramide synthase complex; Golgi membrane.
CCUCUGUCUUUGCAACUCUCGUUGCCUCCACCACUACCCUUAAUUGAUCUCUGCGCCUCGACAUUCACGACAACCACUCUGCCUAGUUGCUCUCGACCAGCCACGUCUUUUGUUCCUCGAACACAAUAUCGCUCCUCUCAGACUCGACGGCGCAGGCCUGCGCACCCCUCACAGCCAUGAUCUCUCUUCCCGAGAUGCCCCGUCCAAAGACCUUCCUUCAUAUCAUGUCAUUGCGCUCCGGCGCUGAGCUCAUAACCCUCACCAUUCUCAUCAACAAGGUGUCUGGAUUCUACGGUCUCCUCGCCAUUUUGACCGGCCUGGAGCUUUCUACGACACAGCUUACAAUGUACCUUUACUCAGUCGGCGCUCUCAUCCUGACGAUAUACCUCUUCCCAUUCAUUCGCACAGGAAGCCCACUUCAGUGUAUGGCUCUAGCAUACUUCUAUGUCAUCGACAGCAUCAUCAAUGCCGCAUACACGGUCGCAUUUGGCGUCGCAUGGUUUCUGGUGCUGGCAAAUCACCCGGAAGACUCCGCGGGCAAAGCUCCGGGAAGCGGCACGAUAGACAAAACUGCAGGAUUCACCAGUCCAGGCCCGGAAAUCAACGCCAGCGAGGUAGAUGUUGUACCAGUGCCGAAGCCAGGCAUGCAGCCGGGGGUAGAUGCUGCGACUUUUGCUCAUGGAGUGACGGACGCACCCGCUGGACUUGGCAAUGCGGUGUUUCAAAGCGGGAGCAUCAUGUCUGUGUCUGCGAUUGCAUUUCUCUGGGCAAUCCGCAUCUACUUUAUUGUUAUCAUGCUCGCAUAUGCUCGUACUGUCCUUCGCCAACAUAUCGCCACCACCUCAUCUACUUCUUCCUGGGGUAGUGCUGGCACUGGUACGGACUCAUCAAAGGGCACAAUGGCUGAAAAUCCAUUCGAAGAUCAUCGUGAAGAAGGUCUAGGUUGGAAGGGCAAACUGGGCCGCGCGAUGCUCAGAGCGGGCCCCAAGUACUGGCUUGGUGCCGCGGAGGACGAGCAGUGGACCAAGAGCGUCAGCACGAGAUUCAACCGGAAGCAUAACAACAACAACCUUAGCGUAGACACAAACGCUACAGGAGAAAGAGAGCGAAGGCGAAGGAGUGGAACUGGACCUCCUGCACCACCACCAAUGCCACCUUUUGUGAAUAACACUGAGACAAGAUAAGCACAGUCGAGGAGAAGUUCGAUGGAAAGGGAUUUAUGGAAAGAAAUAAUAGCGAAUGCAAGGUAUUCAUCGAAUGCCGGCGUUCGUGCAUCCACCGCUCGCUGCAUGCAGAAUAGGGUUUUGGACAUCACCGACGGCGUUUGAAGGGCUUUCGCAUGUACGGUUGCAUUGGAUUGACGACAUGAUCGUAACAGCAUUCAGACUUCCAGAGAAUUGUUCUGAGAGCAUUUGUACCAGCCGAGCGACUAUCAACUUCAGAUUCAAAUUAGCAUUUGUUCUCCGCGUACUUAAUUGAAUCGUGCUUAUGUCUUCGGAUUAUGUUGAAUACGAUAAUUCGGUGUCACGCACCACCAUAGAGUAGCAUUGUAGUGAAUGAAUCAGCCAUGGAUCACUAUCUG